AUGGAUACAAUCAAAAAUUUAAACCUAAAUGAAGAAAUCCCUAGUCUGGAAGCCGUAACGUCUGAACAUAUUGAAGCUAUUACCAAAACCCUUGAGGAAAAAUACUUGACAUUCUGGAAACAUAAACUUGAAAAUUCAUCCAAAUUAACUUUCUAUUCAACAUUCAAAACGGACCACAACCUCGAAAAAUACUUAAUACUUAUAAAAGACCCAUACAAGAGAAAAUGUCUUUCACGUUUUAGAGUUAGCAGCCAUAACCUCCAAAUUGAGAUCGGGCGAUACCAAAAUACACCCCGAGAAGAACGCUUAUGUGAAAUCUGUAAUUCAGGAGAGGUGGAAAACGAAACCCAUUUCCUACUCUUUUGCAAAGCCUAUGAGCAUUCUCGUGAAGACCUCCGAAGUUCUUUAGAGAAUGUCUCAUCUAACGAGAUUAAACUGAACUCUCAAACUCUAUCAGCUGACUUAAUGAAGUCAACUGAUAGUGAAAUCAUAACUAAACUGUCAAAAUUUGUUUAUUCAUGUUUUGAACAAAGGCUUAAAUACCUUGAAAACAGGAGUCCUAGUUAG
Molecule: messenger RNA, 567 nt
Organism: Paramuricea clavata
Lineage: Eukaryota; Metazoa; Cnidaria; Anthozoa; Malacalcyonacea; Plexauridae
Source: the annotation of a GenBank genome assembly